Aureobasidium melanogenum CBS 110374 is the source of this 1734-nucleotide messenger RNA. RefSeq names its product phosphoglucomutase-2. Gene Ontology annotation, molecular function: magnesium ion binding; phosphopentomutase activity. The transcript has 2 exons. The record is from RefSeq and is a predicted model, not a curated record. Gene Ontology annotation, biological process: carbohydrate metabolic process; purine ribonucleoside salvage. The coding region runs from base 1 to 1734 and encodes 577 amino acids. NCBI's taxonomy places the organism in Eukaryota, Fungi, Ascomycota, Dothideomycetes, Dothideales, Saccotheciaceae.
AUGGAUUCAUCUUUGCAGACAUAUGUUGACGAGUGGCUGCGUCUUGAUCAAGAUGUCUCGACACGGUCCGAGAUUGAAAGACUUGUUGCCGAGAACAACACCACUGAGCUCACACUACGACUCCAAAAGCGUAUUGCUUUCGGCACUGCUGGAUUGCGUGGAAGGAUGGAGGCUGGCUUCUCGCGCAUGAAUUCUCUGACCGUUAUCCAAGCUUCUCAAGGACUGGCUGAGUAUCUGCUCAAAACCAAUCAUGAUACCAGAACUCAGGGUGUCGUUAUUGGAAGGGAUGCCCGGCACAACUCUGACAAGUUUGCCAAGUUGGUCGCUGCUGUUUUUGUAGCAAAAGCCAUUCCUGUCAAAUGGCUGGGUCAAGUACACACUCCACUUGUACCUUACACGGUUGGCCACUUGAAUUCAGCUGCCGGCGUCAUGAUUACUGCUUCACACAAUCCAGCGGCCGACAAUGGCUAUAAAGUAUACUGGGGAAAUGGAUGUCAGAUUGUUCCACCCCACGAUGCCGGAAUUGCCGCAUCUAUCGAUGCGAACUUAGAGCCAAUCACUUGGGAUGUAGACAUCCUCGAACAGGGAAGCCCUCUUGUGACCAACGCACUUCACCAAGUCCAACAAGGUUAUAUGGCCACAGUCGCCAAUUUAUCGGCAGUCUCAAAUCCAGAUGCCUCUGUACCCUUUGUCUAUACACCAAUGCACGGAGUGGGUCUACCAUUCUUCACGUCGGUGAUGGAAUUAUUAGGGUUAGAAAGCAAGAUGCACGUUGUUCAAGAACAGGCUCAUCCAAAUCCUGAUUUUCCAACUGUACGCUUCCCCAAUCCCGAGGAGAAGGGGGCUCUAGAUCUUGCCAAACAAGUCGCGGAUCACAACGGUAUCAAGCUGAUCCUAGCCAAUGAUCCAGAUGCCGAUAGAUUUGCGGCUGCGGAGAAUGUGGAUGGCGAGUGGAGGCAAUUGACUGGCAAUCAGAUGGGUGUCCUACUUGCCUCACACAUCUUGGACACAUAUCAACCAACCCAGAGCAGUAAGGGUUUGGCAAUGCUAUCGUCAACAGUGUCAUCAAAGAUGCUGGCAGGCAUGGCUACUGCUAGCGGCAAAUUUCACUGGGAAGAAACCUUAACGGGCUUCAAAUGGUUGGGCAACAGAUCUCGCGAGCUGCAACAACAAGAUUACGAUGCACUUUUCGCCUACGAAGAAGCUAUCGGAUACAUGUUCAGCGAAGUAGUCUUUGAUAAGGAUGGCGUUGCCGCAGCUGCUGUUUUCCUGGCAGCUUGUGAUCGCUGGAACAAACAAGGACUAUCUCCAUGGGCAAAGUACAACGAGCUCUGCAAGCAGUAUGGUUACUUCGAAGAUGCCAAUACAUAUGUCAUCUCGCCAUCUUCAGAUGUCACCAACGUCGUCUUUGAGCAAAUCCGACAAGCAAAGCCCACGACUGUUGGAAGUCGCAAGAUCCUUCGUUGGCGCGACCUGACCAUUGGAUUCGACUCUGCAACACCCGACAACAAGCCAACACUGCCAGUCGACAAAAGCUCACAGAUGAUUAGCUGCGAGCUCGCAGGUAAUGUGCACUUCACGGUUCGCGGAUCGGGAACAGAACCCAAGAUCAAGUUUUACAUCGAAGGUAGUGCAAGCUCAUCGCAAGAGGCAAGGACGUCAGCGCAAGAAGUCCUCGAAGACUUGAUGAAAGAAUGGUUUAAACCUGAAGUACACGGCUUAAAGCGAGAGUAA